GCCCGCCCAUGUGUGUUUGUGGACGUUGUGUAGCGCAGGUUGAAGAUUCCCGAGUGGUCUGUCCGCGUCUAUGCACAGUGUUGUCGGUGUUCUUAGUUUGCACAUGAACAUGAAGUAAACUGGCUGCGUGCAAUAAUGUGAAUAAUUGGCACAAAUGCAGGAACCUGUAGGGCGCGCUAGUGUCGGGGUACUUUCAGUCUUAGCCAUAGAAGUUAGUUUAUCGUACUGACGGACAGAUAAAAUGUCAGCGGAGCACACGACCGAUGCUGUGCGUGAAGAAGACACAGCAAAGCCAGCUGCAUUUCCAGUGGUUUUAAAGAAAAUAAUGAAAAAUUCUCCACCGAAUUUGUUAGAAUGUGACGACGAAAGUGACAAAGAGAAGCUUUCAGAAGAUGACGUGGAGUGUGGAGGAGUGAGUGGAUUAGGACAGUCUGCUGCCUUGACCCCUGCUAUCUGGGAUAAGACAAUUCCUUACGAUGGCACAGCCUUCCAUCUGGAAUACAUGGAUCUGGAGGAAUUUCUUAUGGAGAAUGGUAUUCCUCCUUCUGAAGAAGUCCAACAGGAGAGUUCCCAGCUGACACCUGAAAAGCUUCCCACCGUCAUCCCAAAGGCAGAACCUGCCCCUUCGGCUCCCGUGUCUCUUCUGCCAGUCAUGGAACUGGACCAGUGUGAGGAAGAGGUGAUCACAAGCACUGUAUCAAAUUCUGACCCAACAGAGGCAAAAGCAGGUACAGCUGCGGUCAAGCAUAGGCUGAUGCCAGAGCCUAUUCAUCCAGAAGAGAUUGAGGUAGAGGUGAACUUUGAGCUAGACCCCACAGAUCUUGUCCUCUCCAGUGUACCUGGAGGAGAGCUCUUCAACCCUCGCAAACAUCGGUUCACAGAGGAAGAACUCAGACCACAGCCCAUGAUGAAGAAAGCCAAGAAAACAUUUGUGCCUGAAGAACAGAAGGAUGAGAAAUAUUGGCAGAGAAGGAAAAAGAACAACAUUGCAGCUAAACGCUCGCGGGAUGCCCGACGUCUGAAGGAGAACCAGAUCACGGUCCGUGCAGCCUUCCUGGAGCGGGAGAACGCCGCUCUGAGACAGGAGUUGGCCCAACUGCGCAAGCACUUUGGAGGCUGCAAGAACAUUGUGGCUCGCUACUUAGCCAAAUAUGGCCCACUGGAAGAGACCCGUAAUGGCAAGGACUAGCCAGGUGAUGUGUGUUGGCAAGCCACGCAGUCAGAGAAUCCACUCCUUUUCUUGACUAAGCAGUAGCCCUUUGUAUAAUGACAUCAUAUCUUUUUUACAGUGCAGUUUAAUUAAAAUGAAAUGAGUUGUAUAGCACUUUUUACAAUAGAUGCCACAAAGCAGCUUUACAGAAAUCUGGGUCCACUGUAGAAUAAAACAUGAUAAAGUGGUCCACAUGUUCUGGGAUGAAAAGAUACUGUCCAAGAGUGCAAGAUAUGGUGAAGGAUGAAAUGAAGCAGUGACAUGUUUGGUUUUGACAGCUAUGGUAAAUGUCAGAAAUCAAUGUAUAACUUGGUCAUUUACAGAUAUGUAUGAAUGUAUAUACAUAAAAAAUGUAAUGUACUGUUAUGAUGACUUCUCAAAAGGUUAAGAAGUCAGCAGAACAUUCCAUUACAUGUUUUAUGCAUAUAUAAAUUCUGAUACACUGGCUGAGCAAAAUAAUAGAUGUAGUAGUUUAUGAUGUUUAGUAUGUAAUUUACCAGGUUACAUAGAUAAAAUAUUUGUUUUAUGUCGAUUCACCAACCCCUUUUUGUGCAUCAGAUAAACACUAGUAAAACACAUUAGGGGGGAGAGUAUUUCCAUACAGAAACUAUAAUGUAAUAUCUGAUUCUGUACUGCAGUGUCCUUGUGGAGUUAUAUAGCCAGCUCCUCUCUAAAUGUAACUGGGAGGAAAUUAAAUUGGAUGCUAGAAUUCAGGAUAAAUCAAUGAUGAUGUAAUUUAGUACAUGAAAGAGAAAAUAAUACUUGCUAUACCUGUGAGAGUUGCAGGGGAUCAAAUUAACACUAAUUUACAAUCAGGAAUUGCAUAUUAAAUGAGCCCUUGCAAUGAAAAACCGUACAUCCAUUUUCUGUUUUUACACAUUUUACAAAAUAAAAACAAUAAAAAAAACAUUAUUGCAAGUUUCUAUUAUUAAAUGCCCACAUUAAUGAAGUAAGGUAAGGCUAAAUAAAACAUAUUUAGCAUUUUAAUAUAAUUUUAUGUAAAGAUUAUACAAAAUCAAAAACUAAAAUAACUGACA
This is a messenger RNA of Electrophorus electricus (electric eel), 2247 nucleotides long. It is a transcript of the gene tefa, whose product is annotated as TEF transcription factor, PAR bZIP family member a. Lineage: Eukaryota; Metazoa; Chordata; Actinopteri; Gymnotiformes; Gymnotidae. Gene Ontology annotation, molecular function: RNA polymerase II cis-regulatory region sequence-specific DNA binding; DNA-binding transcription factor activity, RNA polymerase II-specific. The record is from RefSeq and is a predicted model, not a curated record. Gene Ontology annotation, cellular component: nucleus. Gene Ontology annotation, biological process: regulation of transcription by RNA polymerase II.